Cottoperca gobio is the source of this 4670-nucleotide messenger RNA. RefSeq names its product WSC domain containing 1b (gene wscd1b). Gene Ontology annotation, molecular function: sulfotransferase activity. The coding region runs from base 413 to 2119 and encodes 568 amino acids. The transcript is spliced from 9 exons. The record is from RefSeq and is a predicted model, not a curated record. NCBI's taxonomy places the organism in Eukaryota, Metazoa, Chordata, Actinopteri, Perciformes, Bovichtidae.
ACUGGCUGGCUGAGAGAGAUAGCUUAUAUAACACCAGCUCUGGGAAAUGUUGGAGAGUCGAGGAGACCUUCACUGGACAGUAAGCGGGGAAAACAGCGAUCAUAACGGCUAUAAACUGAUAAGUGAUCGCGCGAUACAAUGAUACCGAGUGUCCCCGUCCACGGCUGAAGUUUUCCCCCAAGGAUCAUCCUGGAGCUGGUGACCACGGACUUGGAUAUUAAAUCCCUCUCAGUUGUGACACAUCCAUCGUUCCGAUGCUGCUAUUGGAAAAUGAUGGACCAACACACAAUGUCUAUGACACUACCAGAUGCUGCAGGUCUUUCCAAAAUUAUGAAGUUGUAAGUAGGUUACAGAUCUUCUCACUCCUUAUUCAUGAAAUGACCUUUCACUGAGGUGAGAGACAGUAAGCAGGAUGCUGGCGCCCCACUACAGACUGCACUGCUUCUUGAAGCGGGCUCAGAUGCUGCUGCUCUGCCUGGGCAUCGCAUAUCUGAUGGCAGGCAGCAUCCUGCUCCUACAGCGCUCCAGCAUCAGAGUAGCUCAGCCAAACCUCGCCAGCCUGCCGCCUCUGCUGUCCCUCGCAGCACCUCCUACCGCCCUCAGGAAUGCAGGCUUGGGCAUAAGGGCACGCUCCAGAUGGGCCGCCAUUCAGCCUGUGUCCGGAGGGGGAGCCAAGGCAGGGCGACACUGGCCUGCGUCCCAAAGCCUGGGGGUCCAACACUUGCAUCUCCGCUGGUUUCACAGUCUGCUGCCAGACAGCCCAGAGCAGAGAGUCUCUCUCCACAGGAACAGCAGACAUAAAGGAACCUACAUGGGCUGCUUUCUGCACAAUGCCAGCGAUCGAGCCCUGGGAGGAACCAUGCUUUAUGACCUGCGCAAAAUGACCAGUUCUCUGUGUCAAGACACCUGCUCAGAAAGUGGGUACCAAUUUGCAGGUCUGGAGUAUGGAGCUGAAUGCCACUGCGGAAACCGGAUCAGUAGCCCACGGGCUCCUGAGGAGGAUUGUAGUCUGGUGUGUCGGGGUGAGAGGGGGUCUCCCUGUGGAGGUGUGGGCCGACUCUCCAUUUAUAAGGUGGAGGAGCAGCUGCCAGGUCACAGAAAAUUCAGAAAUGUACACUACCGCGGUUGCUUCAAGUUGCAGAAGAGCACCAUCAGCACCUUCCCCAUCUACUCCUUUCAGCCCAACCUGACCACACAGUCCUGCAUUGAGAUCUGCACAGAUAAGGAGCUCACGCUGGCUGUGUUCAGGAAGCCCCACUGUUUCUGUACGUGGACGUCCUCUCUCUUCAGUCUCAACCAGCAGUGUGUGGGGGACACUGGGCUGAAUCACACCAGCAACUCCACCCCCACAGCGGCCUCUGAACACGACCACUACCAGGUGUAUCACACACCUGUGCUUGACUCCAGGUGCAAAGAGAGGAUGUUUCUGCCUCAGAGAACCAGCUCCCUGGUGGCUCUUUCUAGUUUUCCUGGUGCAGGCAACACCUGGGUACGACACCUGAUUGAGCUCGUGACUGGCUACUACACUGGCAGCUUCUAUUUUGACGGCACACUGUACAACAGAGGUUUCAAAGGAGAGAAGGACUACUGGAAGAGUGGUCGCAGCAUAAGUGUAAAGACCCACGAGAGCGGUCAGAAAGAGAUUGAGAUGUUCGAUUCUGCCAUCCUGCUGAUUCGAAACCCUUACCACUCCCUCGUGGCUGAAUUCAACCGCAAGUGUGCUGGACAUUUAGGACACGCCACAGAUGCACAGUGGAAAAGCAAAGAAUGGCCAGAAUUUGUUUCCAGUUACGCACCCUGGUGGGCGUCCCACGCUCUGAGCUGGCUGAAGUUUGGACGUCGUCUGCUGGUGGUGCAUUAUGAGGAGCUGCAGAAUGCUCUUCUUCCUCAGCUCAGUCACAUAACAGCCUUUUUAAACGUUUCUAUGACUGAGGAGAGGCUGCUUUGUGCCCAGAGCAACCAGGAUGGGCAUUUCAAACGUUCGGGGGCCCAGCGGCCCUCUUUUGACCCAUUCACUCCGGACAUGAGACAGAUGAUUGAUCCCUUCAUUAACACUGUUGACCAGGCACUGCAGAGCAGAAACUUUAGCGGACUUCCUCAGGAAUACCUUCCCAGAUGAUGAUCUGAAAAGGUCAUAUACUUAGUCCUUUAAAUGACUGCUCCAGAUGGGUGUUGCGAUAGAUAAGUUCUUCCUCGACUGCUUUGUGGGGAACAUGCACACACUGGCUAAUGUAAAUGGACCAUCUGGCUCUUUGAUAAGACAGACGCACUGUGAAUGGCUGUAGAGUUCUUUAAAACACACUGGAGGUCACUGGAGGAAACAUGACAAUUCAUUAUGAAAGCUGAUGGUAAUCAGUAAUGAAAGCUUCAGGGCCAGGACUGCCUCUCUGAGAGCUGCAAAUAUGAUGAAUACUCAGAGAGGAUUUGAGAUGAUUUGUUGACCUGCAGAGUUGGGAUUAUCUAGCAAAGUGCACAACUAUGUGUGGGUAAAUCCAAGAUGGACUCAUUUGGGUUUAAAUUCGUUUUCUGUGGCUCUUUAUAAUUUAACUUUAGUACAUAUAUAUGUUUGUGAGACAGUCUUGCUCUCACCCAGAUAAAAUGACGAAAGGAGAAGGAGGUUUGAUAAAUAAGAAAUUAUUUAAUGGUGCCGCACUUUAGCCUUUCCAGGCAAAACAAAAACACCACGCUUUGCCGCAUACGUCCCUCCUCCAGGUCCAAGCGUACCGGAAGAGACCAGAACCAGGUUACCACAACGCUUAUAUGGUGUGACUGAUUAUCUGAUUCCGUCCAGCUGUCUGAUCUCCACUCCUCGACUCACCCCCUGAGCGCGAGAGAAAGUCAGAUACCAACAAGUGAUCUGAACAUUGGCAUCCUUCAUGCACUGUAGCCACUGGAGCUGGGCAUGGUCCAACUAGAGACUGAAAGAGCAUUCCAUGCGGUAAUAAAACAGGGCGGUUGACCCUCUUCACCUCCUGGGACAAAACUGCCCCUUGUCUUGUCUUCAAGACAAAAGGAAGAGUUAGGAAAAUACAGGAGUGGCUUCCUACAGAGGGCUUGCUUAACUCUCCAGCUGACACAGCUCUGUCCACUGGACCAGUUCUGAGGCACCCUUUCGGGUAAGGUCUGUCAGUGGGCUGGUCAGCUCCGAAAACCCCGGAAUGAACAGAGUAGCCGGUCAGCCACAAAAACCUCCUGACUUCUUUAUUUGCCUUGGGCACGGGGCAGUCAGAAAUGGCACCUACCGCCCAAAUGGUACAACAGAUAUCGAACCUCCCUCCGCCCAACCGCUCACUUCCUCGGGUUGGCCAUGAGCCCCGCUCUCCUCAGGGACUCGAGCACUGCUCCCACCUGCUGCAUAUGCUGCUCCCACGUCUCACUGUGGAUGAUGAUAUUAUCCAAGUAGGCAGCAGCAUAUGCAGAGUGGGGACACAGAACCCGGUUCAUGAGCCGCUAAAAGGUGGCUGGGGCUCCAAAUAACCUGAACGAAAGAGUCACAAAUUGGUACAACCCGUAUGGACUGGAGAAGGCUUUUUUUUUUCCUCUCUAGAGAAUCUGCCAGUAGCAGAUUGGUUAAAUCCAGUGUCGUAUAACAAUGCCUUGGUCUGUCAAGAUCUCUUUUGGGAUCCCGACUCGGGCGAUAAUAUGUGAAUGUGAACCACCGCCCGGCCAAUAAAAUCGGGCCAUGAUCCAGUGUAGUGUUUUGUCAUACCCUAGAUGACCAGAUAUGGGGUUACGAUGGAAAUUACGGGUCAGCUUUGCCAUGCCCUCGAAAAUGUCCAGAUAUGCCUCCGGGUCGUACUCGGUAGUUAUCUUCUGCAUGGCGACAUGCGCCGGGCUGGUCACUGGUUCGCCCUCCCAAGUGGCCGGUCAUUUCAGCAGCUCCUGCAGGAGAGCAUGGCCCUCACGUUGAGAUGCUCUGUUGCCGUUGUAAGGUACUAUCCUGCAUUGCGGCCAGGAGAUGGAGCACCUGCCCCAGCCGGCUCAGUGAGGCUUCUCCCUCUGUCAUGUCCCAGUUCAGGCACCAAUGUGAGACAGACCUGCUCUCAUCCAGAUAAAAUGUUGAAAGGAGUAGGAGGUUUGAUAAAUAAGAACUGUUUUAAUGGUGCCUUUCCAGGCAAAAUAAAAACACCACGCUCCAAUAAGGUCUCUGCAAAAAUCCUCAGGCCGUUCUUUACCACACACGUCCCUUCUCCUGGUCCCAGCCUACUGCAAGAGACCAGAACCAGGUCACCGCCACAUAUAUAUAUAUUGUGUGACUGGCUACCUGAUUCCGUCCAGCUCUCUGAUCUCCAGCUGAGACACUCUAAUCUCUCCACCAGCAGCCAGCAUUGUAACAACACCUCACUGCACAGUGUUUUUAGCAUACACCCAUGUUAAUAAAAAAUAAAAGUCAAACUAACACAGAUGACAGCGACAGCAUUAGCGUUACCCAGAUUAUACUGAAUUUCUGUAGUAAUCCGUGAGUUGCUACAGGUUUGGAAAUGUUGAUAGAUAAAAGCCUUAAAGCUGCUACAUGUGGCUGAAAGGACUCUUCAUGUAACAAGUUAGUCUUUCCAUAGAUAUGUUGAUCAUAAUGAAACUGCUUUAAACUGUAAAAUCCAGCUGGUUCUAUAAGUAUUUUAUUUCAUUAAAUGCAUUUUUUUUAAUUGAUUAAAGUCAUUGAACUCGCA